Molecule: messenger RNA, 1527 nt
Organism: Dendrobium catenatum
Lineage: Eukaryota; Viridiplantae; Streptophyta; Magnoliopsida; Asparagales; Orchidaceae
Product: probable trehalose-phosphate phosphatase 6
Exons: 11
Coding region: 97-1251 (384 amino acids)
Biological process (GO): trehalose biosynthetic process
Molecular function (GO): trehalose-phosphatase activity
Source: RefSeq, a predicted model, not a curated record
AAGAACUGGAAAGGCAUUAACAAACCCUUCUAAGCUCUUUAGCUCUCUCUACCUAUCUCACUCUAAAGCCUCUAAAGCCCUUGCUUUCGAUCGGAGAUGACGAAUCAGAAUGUGUUGGUACCGGAAUCGAUGGAGAUUGCGGUGGCGGCGGUGGCUAAUCCGGCGCCGAUGUUCCCUUAUCUGCCGCCGCAUGGCGGUGGUGCUUCCGCCGGCGGCGUCAGAGGCGGAUUCGGCAUCAGACGGAAGUGCCUGCCUCAGCUGGAUCUUGCUGAGAAUGGUGGAAGUGGUAGGAUCAAUGUAUGGAUUGAAACAAUGGAAGCCUCUUCGCCGAAGCACAAGUCGGCGGCGACUCUUGGUGUCUCCGCCUCAAUCACAGGUCCGCACGAGCAUUCGACAUGGAUGUUGAGCCACCCGUCGGCGCUGAGCAUGUUCGAUGAGAUCACAAAAGCGUUGAUUGGGAAGCAGGUUGUGAUGUUUCUCGACUAUGACGGCACGCUCUCACCCAUCGUUGAUGACCCCGACCGUGCCUUUAUGUCCGACGCGAUGAGAGAUGCGGUUAGAGAUGUGGCGCGAUAUUUCCCAACGGCAAUUGUGAGUGGCCGUUGCCGGAACAAGGUCUACAGUUUUGUGAGAUUGGCAGAGCUGUACUAUGCUGGUAGCCAUGGCAUGGACAUCAAAGUUCCAGCUAAGGGACCCAGUUUGAAGAAACCUAAUGGCAAAGCCGUUCUGUUUCAACCAGCUAGUAAGUUCCUCCCGAUGAUAGAUAAGGUUUAUAGAACCUUGCUGGAAGCGACCAAAUCUACUCCUGGGGCCAAGGUGGAGAACAACAAGUUCUGUGUGUCGGUCCACUUUAGAUGUGUGGAUGAAAAGAGAUGGAGAGCUUUAGCCGAUCGAGUUAAAUCGGUGUUGAAAGAGUACCCAAAGCUACGGCUAACUCCAGGAAGAAAGGUGCUAGAGAUUCGCCCCAUUAUUAAAUGGGACAAAGGGAGGGCCAUGGAGUUCCUGUUAAAGUCUCUUGGAUUCGCUGACUGCAAGGAUGUGUUGCCCGUUUAUAUUGGUGAUGAUCUAACAGAUGAAGAUGCUUUCAAGGUGUUGAGAAACAGAGGACAAGGCUUUGGUAUACUGGUUUCUAAAAUUCCCAAGGAAACAAGCGCCUCUUAUUCUCUUCAAGAGCCAUCUGAGGUUAUGGACUUCUUGCAACGGCUAGUGGAGUGGAAGAGACUUACCUUGAAGUCUUGUACAAUGGUGUAGAUUGGAUAAAAUAUGUGCCCCGCACCACCCAUUAAUGCAAAGGGUGGGAUUGUUGGGAUAGAAAAUGCAUGUAUUUCCUCUAGGAAGGAAAAAUUGAGUGCCUUUUGUUCGUCUUUCUUUCCUUCCUUGCUCCCCCCUCCCCUUUUGGAUCUUAGUUGGGCUUCAAAGCAUUGUAAACUAGCUUUCUUGACCCUUUCACAAGCAGCUAAGUAUUUGUAAUUAUUUCCAUGUACAAGGAAAAAAGUAAGUAAUAGCAAUUGUUCUUUUUGUUCUCUA